AUGCGUGAGGAAGAACUGGAGGUGGCCCUCAAGGUGGUGAUCGUGGGCAAUGGUGGAGUGGGCAAAUCUAGCAUGAUCCAAAGAUAUUGCAAAGGCACUUUCACGAAGGAUUACAAGAAAACGAUAGGAGUCGACUUCUUGGAAAGGCAAAUCGAGGUCGAUGGUGAAGAAGUCCGCCUGAUGUUGUGGGACACCGCAGGACAGGAAGAAUUCGAUGCCAUCACCAAAGCCUACUACCGAGGUGCUCAAGCAUGUGUUCUUGCGUUUUCGACGAUAGACAGGGACUCGUUCGAAGCCGCACAUUCAUGGAAACUCAAAGUUGAAAACGAGUGUGGCGAGAUUCCAACCGUCAUCGUACAAAACAAAAUCGACCUGAUGGACCAGAGCGUCGUUAAUCCCUACCUCCGCAACCGCUCCCCACAACCCCAACAGCGCGACUUAGAUGGCGCUGCAGGCGGAAACGGAAGCUCAAAAUGCGCACCAGAGCGCGCUCAGGCCAAUGUCGACUCUAAGCGUUCAGAAGCGAUUUGGGAAGAAGCUGACCUUCUGGCCCGUGCCCUCGGCUGCCGCCUGCUGAGGACAUCCGUCAAAGAAGACGUCAACGUCGCCGCCGUGUUCCGGCACCUGGCGGCGCGGUGCCUUGCAGAACUUCGAGAUCCUCGAGAUUAUGACUAUUUCACCACCCCCACACCUCACCACCCCAAUUCGCUUACAAUCAGUGCCUUCAGCCCUAGUCAUUCUUCCAAAAACCACAACGGAACGAUAGUAUUGAGGCCCAACAAGCAUAAAAAGAAGAAGAACGUCUUAAAGAAUGCUUGUAGGAUAUUGUGA
Molecule: messenger RNA, 831 nt
Organism: Zophobas morio
Lineage: Eukaryota; Metazoa; Arthropoda; Insecta; Coleoptera; Tenebrionidae
Product: ras-related protein Rab-23-like
Exons: 8
Coding region: 1-831 (276 amino acids)
Biological process (GO): vesicle-mediated transport
Molecular function (GO): GTPase activity; GTP binding
Source: RefSeq, a predicted model, not a curated record